This is a messenger RNA of Geodia barretti, 1003 nucleotides long. NCBI's taxonomy places the organism in Eukaryota, Metazoa, Porifera, Demospongiae, Tetractinellida, Geodiidae. The record is from the annotation of a GenBank genome assembly.
GGCCUAGAGCUAGAACGGAGAGAGAGAGAUGAAGCGGUUUUCUUUCGGCGUGAUCGCAGGGUUUUUCCUCGCAGUCGGUCUGGUUACCAGUGUCCCCGUCCGUCGCGGCAGAGUACUCGAGCCCAGCAAGAGUCUUUUUCGCAGGGAUUUCGACGUCAGGCAACUGAAGAACCAUCGCACUAGUAGCGGUGAAGACGACAGCUGGGACUAUUUUCUCUUCGUGCAGACGAGUCCCUCGGGCGAUUGCUACUUCGAGAAGUACGAGAACUGUGCCUACCCGUCCAAUUCAACGCAGUGGACCAUGCAUGGAAUAUGGCCAACCAAGAAUGGAACACUUGGUCCAAACUACUGCAACGAAGUCACAUUCUCUCUUGACAAAGUAGAGGAUCUUGUGCCCCAACUGAUCAGUCAAUGGACUAACGUGAAGACAGACACAUCCUUUACCUCAUUUUGGGCUCAUGAAUAUAAGAAACAUGGCAGUUGUGCACUAGAGCUCAAUGCCAUGUCCAGUGAGUACGAUUUCUUCAGUCAAACACUGAAACUCCACCAGGAACUUGACUUCACCACCGUGUUGGAGAAUGCAGGACUUUGUGCCAUCAACUACCACAGAAUAUCAUAAAGACGACUUCGAAAGGGCCUUUCAGACCUCACUUGGAGUCCAGCCUCUACUGGAGUGCCUCUACUCACAGGCAAUGGGACAGGUCCUCUACCAGAUCUCCAUAUGUCUGAAAAAAGACUUUAGCAUCAUGCCGUGCGAGCAGUAUGUCUUUAAUUCAAGCAAGACUAGUUGUUAUGACGAUGAGACCUUCCUAUAUAUACCUCACAGCACUCACUAACAACACGCACGCACAGCGCACACACACACACACACACCACACCACAACUAUGCCCUGUGUAGUUUGUCAGAAGGCAGUCCUUACCCAAACUUUAUACUAUUUGUGUGCAUAAGAACAGAAACUUUCUUGCCACAUAUAUGGUUCAUGCAAAGUUGCCUUAUGAAAAG